UACGAGUCUGUCUUUUCUCUUUAGAGUGACUGUUUUAUACGUGUAAACCCAACAUGGGAAACUCUCAGAAGGGACGUAAACCCAACAUGGAAAUGCUAACGGUCUCUAACUCUCAGGAGGGACACAAACCCAAAAGGACAACGGUCUCUGACUCUCAGAAGAUACUGACAAAGGUCUCUAACUCUCAGGAGGGACGUAAACCCACAAUGACAACGGUCUUUGACUCUCAGGAGGGAGGUGUGUACAGGAUUCCUGCUCUUUGCUACAACAGCCAGAAGAAAACUCUUUUCGCCUUUGCAGAGAAGCGGAAGACUUCUACAGAUUCCAAUGCUGAAUUACUGGUGAUGAAAACAGGAAAGCGUAAUGGGGACUCUAAUGAGAUUCAGUGGUCGGACCUCAAAGAAGUGAAAAAGGCACAUGUUUCUGGUCACCGUACCAUGAACCCCUGCCCAGUGUAUGAGAAGAGGAGUAACAAACUGUUCCUGUUUUUCAUCUGUGUUCAAAAUAAAUGUACAGAAGAGAUGCAGAUAGAUGGUAACUGCAACAAGGCUAAGCUCUGCUACAUCACCUACGACGAAGAUGAAAAAUGGAGCGAUGUGACAGAUUUGACUCUGCACAAAAAUCUGCACAAAAGAAUCGGUAAAUGGGCCACAUUUGCUGUCGGGCCGGGCCAUGGUAUUCAAACGCAGAGCGGCAGUUUGAUUGUUCCUGUCUGCGCUUAUCCAAAAAAAUAAAAAGGCUCCAAAAUACCCUAUUAUUCACGUGCUAAAUUUGCUCUCGCCCUGUACACUGAUGGUCCAGAAAAUGGGUGGCACUUUGGCAAAAUGCUUAAAAUCGAAUCAGAUGAAUGUCAAAUGGCAGAGCUCUUAGAAGACGAAGGCAACCACGUCUACUGCAACGCCCGUAGUAAGAGUGGCCAUCGAGUGGAAGCUGUCAGUCGGAAGGGUGUCAAAUUUUCCAACGUGACCUGCAGUAUGGACCAUGAGAACCUUUCUGAAACGGGCAAGUUCGGCUGUCAGGGGAGUGUGGUCUCCUUUCCAGCUAUAGAUGCAGGUACAGGGGCUGAAGACAACAGCAACAACACCUGGCUGCUCUUCACCCACACAAGCGAUGUGAAAGAAAGAAAUGAUUUAGGAGUUUAUCUGAACACAUCCCCACAGGAUCCAGAAAAUUGGAGCGAACCCUGGAUCAUUAAAAAAGGAGCCAGUGGUUACUCAGACCUGGCUUAUAUUGGUGAGGGAUUGUUUGUGUGUCUACUGGAGGGUGGGAAGGGGGAAGAAAAGGUGUCCGAGAAAACAGUUCACCAGAUAUCUUCUGUGAUGUUUAGCUACAGACAGGUCGAGAAAGGCAUUGUUCCACACACAUGCACUCUAAAAGAAGGGCCAGAGCCGCCUCCACCUGCUGAGGAGGCUGAGGUCCUUCAGAGUGUGCAGGGCUCUCCUCAGGACUUUUUAUGACUCUGUGGUGGCCUCAGCCAUCUUCUACGCUGUGGUCUGCUGGAGGGGGGGUAGCACGGACAGAGACAGGAGCAGGCUCAACAGACUGAUAAGAAGAGCGAGCUCUGUCCUGGACUGUCCUCUGGACUCCAUUGAGGAAGUGGGGGACAGAAGGAUGUUAGCCAAGCUGGCGUCCAUCAUGGGCAACACCUCUCACCCCCUACACAAUGUGGGGUCCCUGAGCAGCUCCUUCAGCAGCAGACUGUUACACCCACGGUGUAAGAAGGAGAGGUUCCGCAGGUCCUUCAUCCCGGCUGCAGUCAGGCUCUACAACACCAGCACCACCUGAUAAUGUUGUAGUCCCUGUCUAUUAUCUCUAUCUCCACUCAACCUCGCACCAUAGCUGUAUUUGUAUUUUUAUUUUUCUUAUUUAUUUUUUAUUUUUUACUCAGAUCACUACUAUGCACAAUAAUAUUCAACACUUUACAUCUAUAUUUAUAUCAUGGUCACUUAUAAUGGUUAGAUUGCAAUAUUUAUAUUUCCAUUAUGCUAUCUUGUAGUAUUAUUUAUAUUAUGGUCACUUACUUUUUAAUUAUUUUCUGUAUCAUGGUCACUACUGUUGGAAAAUUACUUAUAAUAUUUUUGUUUUCAUUACAAUAACACUCACAUCAUUCCACUUUCUCCCCAGUACCUGCUUUUGCACAGUGUCUGUUUUUGCAUGUUUGUUUUUGUUUUUGUUUUUGUUUCUGUACUCUCAUUAUGUGUAGUUUAGUAGUGUACAUAUUGUGAUCUUUUUUAUUGUGCUUCGGCACUGUUAUUUAAAUUCUGUUUUCUCUUAUUUUUGCUGUAACAAGUGAAUUUCCACGUUGUGUGGAUAAAUAAAGAAAUUUAAUCUAAUCUAAUCUAAUGAUCAGUGAUGUCAAUUUCCGUACUGUUGUUAUAGCCUACAUAACAUUUUGACUUUAAAGAGACUUCCAAGGCUCAAUAGAUAAAAUGACUAUUAAGUCAGGAGAUCAUAAUCAAAGUUUAAUUUAUUAAAAUGAAUAAGAGCCACUAUAUUUUGUUUUAUGCUCGCGUUUUGAUUUUGUUUUGCUUUUGAUUUCAGCUCGAACAACCAUGAAAACGAUGUGGCAUUAGGUUAUAACGUUCUUCUCCAAUGUAAUUCUUCUUUUGUUUCUGAAACCUUUUUUUUUUUUUUUAAGAUUUGCUUGUGGCCCUCACAGGACUGUAACAAACAUGACCAGUCAUUUCAUACAGACCAAAUGGAAUGAUUGGCGGGUGUUCCUGUCUGUCACUAACCGACCUGCCUGCCUCCCAGUGCUCUCACUCUUCAUAACUGCAGUCUUUAGCUGGCGAGACAAACAUCGCUGAAGUAGAGACGACUGCCAACUAAGACCUAACUGUAUAAGGGUUUGUUUGCAUGUGUAAAGGAGUGGGGGGGAGAAGAAAGAAAUUAAGCAGGUAGCCUCGUUGGUUUGUAUCUACAACAUGUUAAAACUUCUCUGUCUUUACAAACCAUGACAAUUGUGUAAAUGUACAAAAUAAUGUGAUUUCAUUGAAGAGCAGAAUGUUUGCAAUAUAAAAAACAAUUAAAAGUUUCUUUUUCAGAAA
Molecule: messenger RNA, 3047 nt
Organism: Limanda limanda (common dab)
Lineage: Eukaryota; Metazoa; Chordata; Actinopteri; Pleuronectiformes; Pleuronectidae
Product: sialidase-2-like
Exons: 2
Biological process (GO): ganglioside catabolic process; oligosaccharide catabolic process
Cellular component (GO): lysosome; membrane; cytoplasm
Molecular function (GO): exo-alpha-sialidase activity
Source: RefSeq, a predicted model, not a curated record